Messenger RNA from Venturia canescens, 3936 nucleotides. RefSeq lists its product as uncharacterized. The record is from RefSeq and is a predicted model, not a curated record. Bases 1 to 3936 code for a protein of 1311 amino acids. Gene Ontology annotation, biological process: DNA integration. The transcript has 3 exons. NCBI's taxonomy places the organism in Eukaryota, Metazoa, Arthropoda, Insecta, Hymenoptera, Ichneumonidae. Gene Ontology annotation, molecular function: nucleic acid binding; zinc ion binding.
AUGCCGACCAAGGAGGAAUUAGACAAAAGGCAGCAAUUUCUCGAGGCAAAGCAUGCGGAACAAGAGAGUUUUAAGGAAAAACUCAUAGAGCAGCAAAAACUCCUACAAAAUCAACAGAAGGAAAGAACGACGGCAAUUCGAAGCCUCAAGGCCGAGCGCUCGAACUACGACAAUAACACCGACAGACCAGACGACAAAAUCAAGGAUGGAUUUAUAACUGGUCUGAAAAGUGGACCUGUGUUGGACAAGGUGUUCGAACAGAGUCCAACCGCUACGCUAGAUGAAAUUCUCGAAGUGGCGAGAACGAAAGAGGCAUCGCUGGCGAUAUCAUCGAGAUCAAGUGCAUCGGAGUUACACAAGAUCCAGUCGAGGAGUCCGAAGGAGCGAACGAGUAAAAACAUCUCAGACAACAAGAAGUCAACGGAAGAGCGCCUAACAAGACACCCGGCAUCGAGAUCUUCGAACAGUCGAGCCAAGGAGGCUGACUCCGAAUCGUCCUGCAACCACUGCGGCGGCGUGCGUCAUAAUUAUAAAACAUGCAAGUACAAAGAAUAUCGGUGCAAGAUUUGUAAAAAGAUUGGCCAUUUGGCAAAAAUAUGUCGCGAAAACGUCAGAUCGCAUAAUUUUAUCGAGGUCGAGUCAGAAGAAUCGUUCGAAAUCUCCGAUAUGUUGAAUCUCGAGAUAGACAAUAGCGAAACGACACACGAAUUAAUAGAGUUAAUGGUUGAAGACAGUAAAAUUAAAUUUGAAAUUGAUUCCGGGGCUGGUAGAUCAAUAAUUCCAGAGAAAAUUUACAAACAAUUCCUUAAUCGCUGCGUUUUAGAAAAGACAUCAGCUCGUUUGAAAAUGUACGAUGGUACAGUACUAGUUCCAAGUGGUCAAAUAAACGUGAGAAUAAGUAAUAAAAAAUGCAAGGUGCAAAGUCAAUUAAUAGUCGUAAAAGAAGGCUGCAGACCACUUUUGGGCAGAGAUCUAAUGAAACCAUUGGGUUUUUAUAUCGCAUCGAUAAAUUGCAUUUCGACUGAGUCUGAAGUCAAAGAAAUAAUCAAACAAUAUACCGAACUUUUCGACGGAAAAUUAGGAAAGUACAAAUACGAGAAAAUCAAGAUCAAACUCCAACAAGACGUAGCGCCAAAAUUUUUCAAACCGAGGCCAGUGCCUCUAGCUAUGAAAAAACAACUCGAGGAAGAACUAAAAAGACUAGAAAAUGAGGGAGUAAUUUCACUAAAAAGCGUAAAUGCAUGGGGAACUCCUCUAGUACCGAUCCUGAAACCGGAUGGUAAAAUUCGAGUGUGUGCUGAUUAUAAAUUGACGGUCAACCAACAUAUCGAGGACAUUAGACAUCCAUUCCCCCGAAUCGAGGAGAUUUUUGCCGCAUUAAGCGGCGGGGAAAAGUUUACUAAAUUGGAUAUGUCGUCAGCUUAUAAUCAGCUUGAACUUACCGAAGAUUCAAAAGAAAUUUUGGCAUGGAGCACACACCGAGGCGUUUAUGCAAUAAAUAGAUUGCCGUUCGGUAUCAAAUCAGCUUGUGCGAUUUUCCAAAAAACGAUCGAAAAGAUACUGCAAGGAGCAAAAGGCGUAGUCUCGUUUCUUGACGAUAUUAUAAUUACAGGUAAAAAUCGCGAUGAACAUUUGCAAAAUUUGAAAGAAACUUUUGAACGUCUUUCGAAAGCAGGUUUAAAAUUAAAUAAAGAAAAAUGCGUUUUCUUUCAGUCCGAAGUGCGUUAUUUGGGGCAUAUUUUAAACAAAGAUGGGUUAAAGAAAAAUCCUGAAAAAGUUGAAGCGAUUAUAAAUGCUCCAAAACCAACAAAUAUCAAAGAAUUGCAGGCUUUCAUUGGAAUGGUCAAUUAUUAUGCAAAAUUCGUGCCGAAAUUCGCGGACAUAAUUUCGCCUCUUUAUAAUAUACUAAAAAACAAGGAGUUUAAAUGGUCAAGAGAAGGCGAACUUGCGUUCAAUGAAAUUAAAAAGAAAAUGUCAGGCGAAUGUUUUUUGACCCAUUUCGACCCAAACCUGCCAAUUAAAUUGUCAUGUGACGCCUCAAACGUGGGAAUUGGCGCAGUGUUAUCGCAUAUUCUUCCUGAUGGAGCAGAAAAGCCCAUAGCUUUUGCAUCGAGAGUCUUGAGAGACUCAGAGAAAAAUUAUUCCGCUAUUCAUCGUGAGGCGUUGGCAAUUUAUUGGGCCGCGAACAAGUUUUUUCAAUAUUUGAUCGGGAACGAAUUUUUGCUAUAUUCCGAUCACAAACCGCUACAAGCCCUAUUCGGGGAGAAUAAAGGAUUGCCACAGUUGGCCGCCGGUAGGCUCCAACGGUGGGCACUAUUCUUGAGUGGUUUAAAUUACAAAUUCGCGUACGUGAAAGGCACAGAAAACGGCGGAGCCGAUGGGUUAUCGCGACUCCCACUGCAAGUUGAGAAAAACGUAAAUAACACAGAUUUCGAUUAUUUUCACUUUGUUGUCGAAGAUCACGUGCCAGUCUCAGCCGAUCAAAUUCGCAGAGAAACAAACCGUGAUGUUGUUUUGAGUAAAGUAUUACUGUAUACAAGAAACGGCUGGCCUGAAAGCAUUAACGACAACGAAUUGAAACCAUAUGCUUAUAGAGCAAACGAAUGUUAUAUCGAAAAUGGAAUCGUGAUGUGGGGUUAUAGAGCUAUAAUACCGAAAAAGUUAUGGCCGAUUUUCUUAGCGGAAAUUCAUAGCACGCAUAUUGGCAUGGCCAAAAUGAAAAUGUUAGCGAGACAAUAUUUUUGGUGGCCUAAUCUCGACAAAAACAUCGAAGAGUAUGUAAAAAAUUGUAAUGCCUGUAUGUCGACGGCGAAGGCACCGCCGAAAGCAGCGCUGAUCAAAUUUCGCGAGGCAGAAGCACCCUACGAGAGAGUUCAUAUAGAUUUUUUGGGGCCCUUUCAUGGAAAAAGUUAUUUAUUGAUCAUCGAUGCGUAUUCAAAAUGGCCAGAAAUUUUCGAAAUGAACAAGACAGAUUCUAAUAAUACAAUCGAAAAGCUAAGGGAAUGCUUCGCGAGAUUUGGCCUGCGGCAAAUAAUUUUUUCGGACAAUGGUCGACAAUUUACAUCUGAUGAAUGUGCAAAAUUUUGCGAACUAAACGGCAUUCUUCACCGAACGUCGGCGCCGUAUCAUCCGUCGACAAACGGACAAGCCGAAAAUGCGAUAGGUACAUUUAAACGAAGCAUCACGAAAACUUUAAACGAAUGCGACAGCAGAAUUAAAAUGACGACUAUAAUAAGUAGAUAUUUGUUAACGUAUAGGAACAUUCCACAUUGUACGACCGGGGAAACCCCCGCGAAAUUAUUAUUAGGAUACAACGUCAGAACGCGUUUGGGAUUUUUGAACAAAACGAUAUCGCAAAAAAUGAGAGAAAAACAAAUUAGACAUUUUGGAGGCAAACGAGAGAUCGAGUUUAAAAAAGGGGAAAUAGUAUAUGCCCGUUGUUACAAGAAUCCAAGUAAACCGACGUGGCGAAGGGCUGUGGUCAAAGAAAAGUUGGGAGAAAGAAAUUAUUUAUGUAAUACUGAAGAGGAAAAUGUGGAAUGGAAGAGGCACGUAGAUCAAUUAAAGAAAAGUGGUACUUUUUACGAAAACGAACUUUCAGAACCUAGUUCCGAACAUCGGGUAUCAGCUCAAUCGAGAACGGACCACCGGGUGUUAGAAGAGUGCGAAGAAAAAACGCAAAAUUCCGGGGAAAUGUCUGGCGAAUUAAUCGCGAACGGAGAACCCGAAGGAAAAAAUGAUCAAGGAUCGAAAGACAGUUUGUGCGAGGAAAAUCAGGCGCAGUUAAAUGCUCCGAAUGUCGAGAUAAGUCGAAAUACAUUGAAAAAUGACACGUUAAUCUCAGCGUCGAAUAAAGAUGUUAAACGCGACGAGAGCCUAAACGUGAAUAGUAGACCAAAACGGGUAGUCAAACCUAUAAAACGCUUGAACUUGUAA